Molecule: messenger RNA, 971 nt
Organism: Xylaria bambusicola
Lineage: Eukaryota; Fungi; Ascomycota; Sordariomycetes; Xylariales; Xylariaceae
Exons: 2
Coding region: 396-809 (137 amino acids)
Source: RefSeq, a predicted model, not a curated record
CUCCACCACAUAAAGAUAAUGACGAUUGAACCAUUCCACACUUAUCUGAGAUAGAGAUAUAUAUAGGUACUAUGUAUGUAGUACCUACCGUAGUGUGCGUAGGUAUGUAGAUAGCAGCUUGGGUAGAUCAGAUCUUUCACAUGCAGCAGCUUCAAUUCAUGAAACGCCUUUUCUUUUUCUUUUUACCCCUCCAAGACACCAACAGUACCUGCCUGAGCUGUCCCAUACCAUAAAUAAAGCACAAAAUACUUAGACCCAAGAAUAUACCAGAUUCGGUUCUCAAUUGCACAUACCAGUACCGGUAGACCAGGACAUCCUUGCGAACCAAUCAAGUACACCAUCUCCAACUACACCUCAUUUCGUCCUCGCAAAGCCUACUCCAGCUCUUUCUCACAAUGGCGGCUCCGGAACCGCCUAAGUCCGUCACAGCCCAGCUCGAGGCCUGGGGUAAUUCCUCUCUGGCACCAACAGGCCUCGCAACCCUGAUAUCCGCCCUCCAUCUACGUCCCGCACAGCCUCUCCCUCUCCUCUUCGUCCCCGUCCUGCUGUUCUCCAGCUACGCCAACCUGCAAGGGUUCAAGAUCGACAGCGCGGGCGUGACCAUGGCGGCGAGCGGGACAUAUGCGCUGCUGGCGCUGCGGCGCAAGCCCGUCGGUGGCCUCCGUGGCAAGUUCUCCGUGAGGGGGGCCGUGCGAGGCUCCGCCGUUGGCAUUGGCCUUGUUAAUGCGCUGGCGGCUGGUUGGGUAUAUGCUACAGGGAACCGUCAAACGGAGAAACAGUAUAGAGAAGAUAACCCCAGGUGGACAUAGUAGUGUAGGAAUACAGAAGUGUAGGGAGAUGUACAAUAUUAAUCAUUAGCAUUGGGGACCUGAAUCCCGUGGUAAGGGGCAUUUGUAAUAAUCACUUUGUACAACAACUGGCAAAGCUGCGAUGUCUGGUAUUGCAAAUCGAAACUAGACUUGAAUAGAGUC